Sceloporus undulatus (fence lizard) is the source of this 1810-nucleotide messenger RNA. RefSeq names its product cell division cycle 20B (gene CDC20B). The transcript is spliced from 11 exons. Gene Ontology annotation, cellular component: anaphase-promoting complex. NCBI's taxonomy places the organism in Eukaryota, Metazoa, Chordata, Lepidosauria, Squamata, Phrynosomatidae. Gene Ontology annotation, biological process: positive regulation of ubiquitin protein ligase activity; positive regulation of anaphase-promoting complex-dependent catabolic process; anaphase-promoting complex-dependent catabolic process. Gene Ontology annotation, molecular function: anaphase-promoting complex binding; protein binding; ubiquitin ligase activator activity. The record is from RefSeq and is a predicted model, not a curated record. The coding region runs from base 1 to 1479 and encodes 492 amino acids.
AUGUCUGCUUGUUCUGUUGAAUUAAAUUGGUCUUACUCCAAGCAGACUCCUAGCAAGACCUCUUAUGCGGAAUUUAAAAGCUGCAUUGUGAAGAAGCUGGCAUUCCAAAUCCCAAUUGCUAGUAGCCCAAUUUCCACAAGAUGGCAGCAGGCAAGCGCUGGGAACCAGACAGAGCAACCUUUUGGACUUGGAGAAUGUCCUCCUGCUAAAUUUUCCACUUUAGUUAACAGUUCUGAUCUGAAAGACCCAGCUGGGAAGACCACAGCAGUUCCAGUGUCUUUUAAGAUACUUCCUGAAGCCACUAUAAAUGAAUCCAAAACAUAUACUAAUGCCACUAGUUUGUGUGAAAGAAGUAAAUCAGAGAAACAGAAGUGCCACCACCAGACAUUAACAAGUGAAGGGAAAAGACAUGGCAUUUCAGAAAACGGAAGCAUCAGGAUCUGUGAAAAAUUAAAUUAUAUCUGGAAAGGUUGCAAGGAUGGCAGCAAGGGUGGACGUGAUGUUCAAAACUUUUCAGCUCACACUGAAGCCUGUCCACUGGAGCCAGAAACUAGGUUUCAUGUCACAGGCUUGCGUGAUGACUAUUAUCUAAACAUAUUGGAUUGGAGCCAAGAUAAUCUUCUUGCUCUUGCUUUAGAAUCUAUUGUACAUAUUUGGAAUGGAGAAAGAAGUGAAAAACUUGAAAGCAUAGAUUUAUACUCUGGAUCCAAAUAUAUUGCUUCUCUGGCGUGGAUGAGAGAAAAUUCUUACCUUGCACUUGGCACUAGUGAUGGAGAAGUGCAGUUAUGGGAUGUUGAAACUCAAAAGAGGCUGAGAAAUAUAUUUGGCUGUAGAUCUGUCAUUGGAGCUAUGAGCUGGAAUGGAUACAUACUUAGCAGUGGUUCAAGGCUAGGAUACAUUCACCAUCAUGACAUUCGAGAAGCAAAGCAUUACGUUGGGAUGGUUCAGCAAAGUAAACAGAGUAUUAGUAGCCUACAGUGGUCACCAGACACUAAACUGUUGGCAUGCGGUUCUAAUGAUGGCCUACUGAAUAUUUGGUCCAAUGAUCUUGGUGUGCCAAUACAGUAUACACCACUGACCACCAUACUCCAUUCCUCAGCUGUAAAGGCAAUGAGGUGGUGUCCAUGGCAAACUGGAGUAAUUGCCACAGGAGGUGGAAUGGAGGAUAGAUGUUUGCGCAUCUGGAACAUAAGCGACAUGAAAAGUCUUGGAACUGUAAAUUCAAAAUCUCAGAUAUGUUCCCUGCUAUGGUUACCAAAUACCAAAGAAAUAGUGACGGGGCAAGGCCAUCCUCAGAACAAGGUGAACAUCUGGAGGUAUCCUGCACUUUCAAAUUCAGCAGAACUUUGUGCUCACAAAGGAAGGCUUCUGCACAUGGCGCUGAGCCCAGAAGGAAACAGGAUCUUUACCGCUGCAGCUGAUGAGACGGCUUAUAUGUGGAAGUAUCAGAUGAAAGCAAGCACAGUGUGCCUUCAGUAAUAAUACUGUUCCAGUUAACAACUAUAUACUCCCUCUGUUGGCUCUUCAAUCAGUAUGUAACCCAGCACAGUGCAGAGGAUAACAAGUGGAUGGGGGAAAGAGAAGCUCCAAUUUCCCAUCAGAAACAGAGUACUGUACUGUACUUCCUUUCAGGUUACAGUCUUUCAGCUUAUCUCACAGAGCUGUUGUAAGGGUGAAAUACCUUUCUGUGCUAAUAAAUAUAUAAAUACACAAACAAACUAAGUAACUAAGUAUGUUCUGGGGAAAUAGGGACCAAGAUCCAGCAGCAGAGAACAUAGCUACAGUGACUAAGCUCUGUAGUCAUAGAUAC